Messenger RNA from Puccinia graminis f. sp. tritici CRL 75-36-700-3, 1183 nucleotides. RefSeq lists its product as uncharacterized. Bases 72 to 749 code for a protein of 225 amino acids. The transcript is spliced from 3 exons. Lineage: Eukaryota; Fungi; Basidiomycota; Pucciniomycetes; Pucciniales; Pucciniaceae. The record is from RefSeq and is a predicted model, not a curated record.
GGCUUGGUACAUAACCACAACUCCUUCUCGUCGAAUACAUACCGCAUACAUUUACUUAUACCGCCUACGCCAUGGUCGCAGUCAAACGCAAAGUUCUCGAUGUCAUAGCCGACCCAGCUCCUGCCUCUUCAUCCAACUCGCUGCACUCUAACUCACUCGAUCGACGGACAAAAGCGAUCCGAAGUUGCAGUAACUGGAAUAGUGCUUUGCUCCACGGUAGACGGACUAGGGGACCUCAAUGGGAUUAUGCAACGGCUUCCUAUCAUGUCUCAAAAGGAUCUACGGAAUACUACAAAGGUGUCACUCGGAUUGAGUCGGGUGAAUCGAACCCAACUGCCACCUCGAAUCCUUCCUCGGCCCCGAAUCACUACGCUCUCAAUCCAUCCUCUCAAUUCCCGCCCGGCUUCCAAUCUCGAGCCACCUUGAACAUCCAAGUCUCUGGGCAUCCCCAUCAGCACCCCCAUACGUUCCAACAGGAUCCAGAACAAUUCCAAAAUCGACUCAUCAGACAUUCCUCCCAACACUCUCAAGGCUCAAGUCAUGGCCGUCCCAUGGGAAAUCCAGCCCAACCCACCCCCUACUCCAUCCACCCUGCUCACCUUCAACUGGCCGGAAUGCCCCAACAAGCUUUUAAUAACCUUCCCAACCCAUCCGAUCCGAAAUCAGCCAUGUUCACCACCCCAGGGGCUAAUUACAAAGGCCACCCUAUCCCACAAAAUACUGGAAAAUACGAAAGAGGACCCGGUUGACCUUGAGCAUAAGAGCAAUAUUCCAAAAACAGCAGAUCUGAGAAUUGGACUACAGGUUCUCUCCCAAGCUCCUUACAUCAUACCUUCCAGCUCUGCACUAGCGCUAUCGAUCGUUCGACCUACACAUGCGCCCCACUUUUCUCAGACAUGUACAAUUAUACUUGAUCCAACACAUCCAACACUUCUUGCAUUCAUCCGCACCAAGUCAUGAGUGCCCUCACAGUCAUCAUACUUCCACCCGAAAUAUCAAGCCAUAAUCAAUGUGCUCAGGCUGGCUUCAUUCCCCCCCCCCCUGGUUGCCUCAAAGUAGCGGUUGUAUGUACUCCUGGUUUGCAAGCUUGGUGGGCAUUUCCCAGAAGGACAAAAUCGAAAUAUAUGUACUUGUGAAACUGUUUGGAAAUAUUACCUGAAAUGUCGCCACCCAUUGAAAUAAU